GUAAAUAAAAAUAAAAAUUGAGAAUUGAUAUCCGUCCAAUUAUGCAGGUGGUAACAUAGUCGAUGUUGAUUCAUUGAUGGUGCAAAUGCAAAUAAAUUUGACUCAAACAUACCCCUGCCUUAACGACACCGUUUUCACUGUCUCUGAGAAUGGAGGCGCUAAGUCGCUCCGUGGAAGACGUAUUCGAGGAUUUCAAGGGCCGAAGAGCCGGCAUCAUCAAAGCUCUUACCACCGAUGUUGAAGAUUUCUACAGCCAAUGUGAUCCUGAGAAGGAGAAUUUGUGCUUAUAUGGAUCACCUAAUGAGCAAUGGGAAGUAAAUUUACCUGUUGAAGAAGUUCCUCCAGAGCUUCCUGAGCCUGUCCUGGGCAUUAACUUUGCUAGGGAUGGCAUGCAGGAAAAAGACUGGUUAUCUUUAGUUGCUGUUCAUAGUGAUACAUGGUUACUUGCCCUUGCCUUUUAUUUUGGAGCCAGAUUUGGAUUUGAUAAAACUCACAGGAAUCGACUAUUCAGUAUGAUCAAUGAACUACCAACAAUAUUUGAAGUUGUUACAGCAAAGAAACAAGUUAAAGAGAAGUCUUCGGUUUCAAACAACAGUGGCAGCAAAUCUAAGUCUAACUCUAAAGCGCGGGCUUCCGAAACCCAGGGCAGACAAUCAAAGCCAUUACAACCAAAAGAUGAGGAUGAAGGACUAGAAGAGGAAGAUAAUGAUGAACAUGGAGAUACCUUGUGUGGGGCAUGUAGUGAGAAUUAUGGUACCGAUGAGUUCUGGAUUUGCUGCGACAUCUGUGAGAAGUGGUUCCAUGGAAAAUGUGUGAAGAUCACCCCUGCCAGAGCAGAGCAUAUCAAGCAAUACAAGUGCCCAUCAUGCAGUAACAAGAGAGCUCGCUAAGCAAGUUUCCAUCAUGGACAACCAACUGUUUGAGUAUUAACUAAUCUGAUUAAUAUGUUUUUCUUUUUAGAUGUAGCUGAUGGAUAGUUUUUAUGUUUGACACAUGUAGAUUUCUUGUCUUUCUGUGGGAUUUUUGCUGUGUUAGUUGUCUAGGGAAAGUUGAGUCUUUUUCCAAGCCUUGUCCUAGCUAUGGAUCCACGUCGGCAUAAGCUUCAUAUGAAUGGGGUUGAAACCAUAAUCUCAUCAAUGCUUAGAAGCUUAGGGUUUUUCAUCACAUCAAGCCAGAAUUUUAUUAAUAACUGAGUCCAAGAGGAACUCUAACCUCCAACACAUCAAACCAGAUUGAUGAUAGAUAAUAAGAGCCUAGAACACAGAAUACUAGUGUCUAAACAAAACAUUAACCGAUGGAGGCUUGCCUCAACAAGACAUGAUAUCCGCAAAGGUAACGUGCAAGGUGUAUGGCAUGUUUCACAUCACGUUUUUAUGUAUUUUUUCUCGUUUAGAUGGAAUCUAAUAAACAUUGCUUCUGCAUCUUGUAAAAGCAAAAAAUACAGGAAACUUGUUGGAGAUA
Messenger RNA from Glycine soja, 1461 nucleotides. RefSeq names its product PHD finger protein ALFIN-LIKE 4-like. Gene Ontology annotation, molecular function: histone binding; transcription coregulator activity; transcription cis-regulatory region binding. The coding region runs from base 150 to 890 and encodes 246 amino acids. NCBI's taxonomy places the organism in Eukaryota, Viridiplantae, Streptophyta, Magnoliopsida, Fabales, Fabaceae. The transcript has 5 exons. Gene Ontology annotation, cellular component: nucleus. The record is from RefSeq and is a predicted model, not a curated record. Gene Ontology annotation, biological process: regulation of DNA-templated transcription.